CAUGGAGUCUUAGCUUUAUGUCGAUACAAAGAACAAACCUUAAACCGCAGAAAUAAAAGAAACAAAUCUAACCUAUAAGUAAAUUGCCGUGCCAAUAAAUUAAUUUGCACGCAAACAGUACGAUUUAAUACAAAAUAUAACAUGGCUAAAGAACGUGGAGUUUUCAAAAUUCUUUGGAAUAGCUUUAUAUCUUCUCUAAAACCCCGUUAUUUUCGUCGUAAAUUAAUGGGCGAAGACUAUUACGGUACAAAAUACUACGAGGAGGAAAUUCGUUAUUCUAACCGGCAAAGGCCGCCUCGAUCUUUCGAGCCAAUAAACAAAGAAGAUUUUACACAGGAAUUGCCAGCAGAGUGGGAAGCUUGGUUACGAUAUCGCAGAAAAGAUCCACCUACACGAGAAGAAAUAGAAGAUAAUUAUCAAUUAGCAAUGACUAAGAAAAAGAAUGCUGGUGAAUUGAAGCAGAAAUAUUCCCAAGAUAACGAAUGUCCCACUCUGUCUAUUUCUGGUGUGAAGACACCAGGAAACUUUCCAGUUUAUGAAGAUUACAAAAAUAAUGACAAAUCAUAAACUAAAACAGAAUUAGUGCAAAUCAUAGUUAAAAUACUUAAUAAAAGUUU
Harpegnathos saltator (Jerdon's jumping ant) is the source of this 617-nucleotide messenger RNA. Its product is annotated as NADH dehydrogenase [ubiquinone] 1 alpha subcomplex assembly factor 2. NCBI's taxonomy places the organism in Eukaryota, Metazoa, Arthropoda, Insecta, Hymenoptera, Formicidae. Gene Ontology annotation, biological process: mitochondrial respiratory chain complex I assembly. Gene Ontology annotation, cellular component: mitochondrion; respiratory chain complex I; membrane. The coding region runs from base 142 to 567 and encodes 141 amino acids. The transcript has 2 exons. The record is from RefSeq and is a predicted model, not a curated record.